AGCAGCGACGACAAGUACCACCAUGUCUCAUGUUCUUCUCCUUCGUGCUCCUUCCGAAGCAGCAAAUACGAAUAAUGCGAGUGUGAAUGGAAGUACAUCACAAGACCCUUAUGAGAAGGCGCUUGCUCCAGCAACGUCGGUGCCUGUAUACGAGACUGUCCAAACACUCGAAGAAUUGCAGUGGAUUCUCGAAACGGGUCCAAGCUUUCAUGGAUAUAUGGGCGUAAUUGUGACGAGCAAACGUUCGGUCGACGCGUGGGCUGCAGCGGCGCGGAAAGUCCCACCGCCAGUUGACGAACGAGCACAUUGGACGAAUAUACCAUUCUACGCUGUCGGUUCCGCAACAGGCUCUGCAGUGCGCGACUUGACGAACACACUUGCAUCAUGCGCACCGCACCUUGCUCCUCGAGAAGUCCUCGGCGCAGAGGAAUCAGGCACAGGCGAACAACUCGCGCAUUUCAUUCUCGCGCGGCUUAGGGCAGAACGUGAAGCAGCCCAGUUCCCAUCGUCGUCUGCUACUGGGAGCAGUACUACUAAUGGCAAUGGCGGAGGCACCUCCGUUUCUGGAUCAUUUUCCAGCACAAGCCUCACUCUCACCGGCUCAAUGGAGACAGACAACCUAAGCGUGUUUACUUCAACUCACCCAAAUGAACAUCUCGGGCAAGGAGGGGGUGAUAAGGACCAGAAAAAUAUUAAUACCAAUCUUAACGCCAGCCCGACUCCACCGACUCCCGUCUCACCCAGCCCCCGCCGCCGAGCACUCCGUCGUCCGACAAAAUUACUGUUCCUCGUCGGCGACAAAACCCGCGACGCACUACCAACAAUCCUCUCCGCGGACGAUACAAUCGAACUCGACUCCGUACAAGUAUACGCGACGAGACCGUCUCCUGACUUUCCUAAUGCACUGCGUAAUGCUAUUUCGGCUCAGCCGAAAAUAAAAGACUGGUGGAUCGCCCUCUUCGCACCCUCAGGCGCAGACUACGCUGUCCCCUACCUCCGCGAACACUUCACCCUUCCUCCCUCCACCUCCUCUUCCACCUAUCCUCCAACAUCUACCUCCUACUCUUCCUCCUCUUCCUCUUCGGAUAAAGAGAAAAAGAAAAAGAAAUCAAAGGGAUGUCCACCCCCAGCUCGGAUAGCCGUCAUCGGACCUACAACAGCUACACACGUCCGUGAGGAGUUGAAGAUUGACGUUGCUGUUGUUGCUGCUAAGCCGAGUGCUGAUGCGCUGGCGGAUGCGAUACGUGCGGCGAAGUAAUAGGUUUGAACUUUGACUAAUUUCUGUCUAUUUCUUUCCUUUCUUUUCUGUACUUUUUUCUUCCUGAUCUAUUAUUUUCGAGGAGUUUUAUUGGUUGAUCGGUGACCACAUAUGUUCCCCUCCUUCCUACCCCGCUCCUCUGUACGUUAUAGCCCCUUUGGAUUUCGGAUUUCGGUACGACAAUACCUGUGUGAUUAUUAUUUUCGUUCUGGCUAUCUGUAAAACUCCCUUUUACACAUCCACACCCUGCCUACCUACCUACAUUCUCUCCUUUCGUCUUCAUCCUUUCUACCUUAGUGUCUAUCUUCACACCUUCUUUAUCUUUCUAUCAGUACAGACACUACUUGGAGGAAUUACCCAUCAUCCACCACCCACUGCUAUCAUUACUGUCGUUCUGCUUAUCACUGG
Fomitiporia mediterranea MF3/22 is the source of this 1666-nucleotide messenger RNA. RefSeq lists its product as uncharacterized. The record is from RefSeq and is a predicted model, not a curated record. Gene Ontology annotation, biological process: uroporphyrinogen III biosynthetic process. Gene Ontology annotation, molecular function: uroporphyrinogen-III synthase activity. The transcript has 3 exons. Bases 23 to 1258 code for a protein of 411 amino acids. NCBI's taxonomy places the organism in Eukaryota, Fungi, Basidiomycota, Agaricomycetes, Hymenochaetales, Hymenochaetaceae.